AUGGUUUCUCUCUUUCCCACUUUUAAUCGUAGAUCUAAUUUCUUAUCUCUCACCCUCUCUUCCAGAUCUGGUUCUUCCUCAUUGUCAUUUGAAGAAGAAAGAUAUGGAAACCGCUUGCUUCACUUCGAUUUUAACUUCGAUUUCCCUCAAAGAUUUUGGUUGUUGAUGAUAAUGUCUGACAUGGAAUUUACGUUGAGACUUUAUAAGAAAGAACAUGAACCUCCUCCGAAUAAAAGCAUAGGUUAUUAUGCAGGUGAUACAAAGCUUUUUCAAGCUCUAGCUCGAGAUGGUGUACUGAAACGAGAUGAAUUGAAUGAGCUUUAUGACUCGAAAUUGGAUCUGGAAACUCCGGAAGUGGAGGUUACCGAUGAGAUCAAAGCAUUCAGGGAGCUUUUAGGAGUGGAUUUGGAGAUGGGUCCAUGUCUUAAUGAUUUAGUUGCAGCUUGUGGUGCAUGCCAAUCAUGGUCUCGGGUAGAUCGAAUGAGGUUAGGAUAUCUUUGCAUCUAUGCUGGUUACAUUGAAGGUCAGAGAGAUUCAACACCCACCCCUACCAAUGUAAAGAGCUUUGUUAUGAAGAAUACUAUGGUUGAGAUGCUCCCUUUAUGGGAUGGUGAUGUACAAGAUGCAAAUGUUGAGAACAUUCUCAAUGUAGCAUUUGAUAAAGGCUGGAAGUGGCAAAACAGUCAUUGGCCAGUUGUUGGUGUUAAGUUCUAUAAGUGUGUGAAAGAAGAAUCAGACAAUGAGUAUAACAAAAGAAGUUGGUAUGAGAAAUCUGAAACUGUCAGCUUUCACACAGAUGGACAAAGCCGGAAGAGGUCUCGUAGUGUGGAAGAAGAUUCGGUGUCAAUGAUACGGAAACUUCAAUCACACAUUGAUGAUUGUGUCAUGGAUUUGUCAACAAAGAUAGAUGAUGGCGAGAAUGAUGAUGAUCAGAACAACAUGCACCAUGGGAUUUUUUAUGUUGGGAUUAGUACAAAAUCUAAAUCGAAAACUCUUGCAAACAAAAGAAUAAGCGAAAGGAUUCAUAGUAAAUUCGUUAACGUGGAACAUGGUGAAGUUCAAAGUCAGAGUGUCAAUGGCGAUGAGCCAAGUGUUAUGAUUAUUGGCAGAGUAGAACCACGACCAAAUUAUGUUUCUCCUUUUUUAGGACAUAAAUACGUUAAGUUCAUCAUUCCAAAAGGAAAAAGAUAUGAUCCUUUUGAGCCCGCUAAUAAGCAAAAGAUGAAGCUUUGUAAUCAUAAACUAAAUUGUGAUGCACAUGGAUGGUGCAAUAUGUCUACUGAGUACUCGAAGCAUCCAAAGUAUUUUAGGAGCAACAAAAAUUGCUUUGUUGACACAAUCUUAUUCACGAUGUGGACUGGCAAGUACAAGGACUUCGUUGAUUUUCCUACAAAUGAAGAUGGUUUCGGUAAACUCUUACCCCCUGCAGCGUUGGAUUAA
This is a messenger RNA of Arabis nemorensis, 1440 nucleotides long. NCBI's taxonomy places the organism in Eukaryota, Viridiplantae, Streptophyta, Magnoliopsida, Brassicales, Brassicaceae. The record is from the annotation of a GenBank genome assembly.